AUGGGAAAUGAUGAAUAUUAUCAAUUUUUAGGCCAGUACACCGUCAAUUUAGAUCAGGACAAUCGCCUGCUAUUACUGAAUGGCGGUAUUGUAUCUGGAAGUGCUUGCUUCUUGGAAUUCGAUGAUGACGAUGCAAGAGUAAUAUGCCGACAGCUAGGCUAUGGUCUAAAUGCAACGUACUAUCCUCUCCUUCCCUCCUCUUACCCUCAUGCCUUGUUUAACGUAAGAUGUAAUGGAAAUGAGAAUUCAUUGGAUGAAUGUCCAUACGACACAUACGACCAAUCCUUGGCAUGUUUUGGUGCAACUGAUGUUGGUAUCCAAUGCUCAGGUUCAACAGGAACUCAAGGUGGACAGGGCUCGGUGACCAUUACCUCCGGAGGACGAGUAUACGUAAGCAACAUCAAUGGAACGGGUACCAUCUGUGGUGACAUGUGGGACGACUUUGAUGCUGACGUUGUUUGCCGUCAGAUGGGAUUUCCCUCUGGAACUGCAAUCCAUUUGCCACGAGAUCAAGUGUCCAACAGACUAGUCUUCAAUGUACGUUGCUCUGGUCAUGAGACGGACCUUAUGUCUUGUCCAGCUGAUGGAUUUGACGUAGGUGGAAUGUGUGCCUAUUCUGAUGAUGCUGGUGUUAACUGUAGCAGUGGGUCAAAUGGUAAGACUACACACUUUCCAUUCCGUUAG
Messenger RNA from Ostrea edulis (European flat oyster), 684 nucleotides. RefSeq names its product deleted in malignant brain tumors 1 protein-like. Gene Ontology annotation, cellular component: membrane. The coding region runs from base 1 to 684 and encodes 227 amino acids. The transcript is spliced from 2 exons. NCBI's taxonomy places the organism in Eukaryota, Metazoa, Mollusca, Bivalvia, Ostreida, Ostreidae. The record is from RefSeq and is a predicted model, not a curated record.